CGCACCUGUGAUGAGUGUUGUCUCGAUCGGCAUGAACUUACGUGGCAUGAGCACAGUAAUGCGCACUAUGGGCAGGUGUCACACUAUACUAUGUAGUGUGUACACGCAGUUUUACGCUCUGCUCACAAAUCCUUUCGCUGUUGCAGUUGUGCGAAUUCAAAACGACAGUGCAUGCAUGUUGAUGUGGUGAGAAAUUCGUCCGGAAGAUACAGUUUGCGGAGAGGAAAACGCAUUGAAACAGUUGUAAAGGUGUGAACGUGGUGAUUGCUUUCAGUUCCCUUCCUUUUUAUUUCAUCGGGGCAGCCUGAACAUGGCUAGCAAAAGCCAUAAAGGGACGAUAGGUGCCUGGUAUGAGGCUGACGAUCAUGAUUUCAGGGAAUUGGAACAAAAAGUACGCCGAGGUGAUCGGCUGGAGUUCGACCGCGGUAAGUACGCCCACUGGGGUAUAUACGUCGGUGAUUACCAUGGGAUGGAGCACGUUGUCAUUCACUUCGGGAAGUUUAAAGGAGGGGCGGCCUCCUCCGAGGAGAAUACGUCAGGCAGUGCGGUUUCUGCAAGUAGCAAGCCCGAGAUACGAGCUGACUCCAUUAGGGCGGUGCUGGGCACGUCAAGCAAAGUGAGAAUCAACAACUCUAUGGACAAAGCGAAAACUCCUUUGUCUGCUGACGUUGUUGCGGAAAGGGCAAAGAAAAUGCACCGAGAGAGAGUAGCUAUUGAUUAUAAUCUUAUCAAAAGCAACUGCGAGCACUUCGUGAAUCGUUGCCGGUACAACUAUCCAACCAGCUAUCAGGUGUAUGCGGCAUUUGCGAACUCAUUUCUGUGUUGCGUCACAGCCGUGGUUGGUUUUUUCCACUCAAUUGCGAGGCCUCGGAAUCAGUGAUCUCGGGAUGCAAGGUGUUGAGCAGAUGAAGUUACGGAGCUUUGAGGAUGCCACAAAACACCUUUGACCCCGAUUUGAGGGAGAUGUA
Messenger RNA from Acanthaster planci (crown-of-thorns starfish), 968 nucleotides. RefSeq lists its product as uncharacterized. The record is from RefSeq and is a predicted model, not a curated record. Gene Ontology annotation, molecular function: A2-type glycerophospholipase activity; glycerophospholipid phospholipase A1 activity. NCBI's taxonomy places the organism in Eukaryota, Metazoa, Echinodermata, Asteroidea, Valvatida, Acanthasteridae. Gene Ontology annotation, cellular component: cytoplasm. Gene Ontology annotation, biological process: N-acylphosphatidylethanolamine metabolic process.